AUAGGUAAAACAAUAAUUGGCAUCAGCCACAGCCAUUAAGACGAAUGAAAAGUAUUUCUUAUAAUUGAAAUACUGGCUCCCACUAGCCAUGGGCUUAACAAUCCUGAUGUGUUUCCCAUCGAUCGCUCCUAGACAAUUCGGAAAGUUACAGCGUUCCCAGAAUAAUUCGGAAAUUUUUUCCCAGUCCUCUGCUGCCGGUUUUUUAAACACAAUGGGUUUCAGGACUUCCCAAAUGGCACUGCAGGUGUCCCGAAUUAUAUAACUGGCAGUAGAUCUUCCAAUACGAAACGAGUAAUGCAGACUUGCAAUCGAUUGUCCAGUUGAUAGAUACCUACAAAGAAAAUAAUAUAUAUUAUUUUAUUUUAUUUUUUACAGUGAAAAUGCUAAAGCUGAAAUGGAAGAGCAUACGGGACGCCUACGCUCGCCAGCUGAGGGCACAGCGGGAGCAGCGGCGAAGUGGAAGUGGAGCAUGUUCUGUAAAAGAAUACGUUCACGCAAAGGAACUGGAGUUUCUGAGACCGGUGCUGGAUUUGGGGAGUACUGAAAGCUGCUGGGACGAGGCUGCCACAGCUGUAGUAGACAUUGGGGACAGAGAGAGCGUGGCAUCGGGGGAUCAAGCGAUGGCUACUCUGGAGCCGGAACCGCAGCACUCCGAGGCAUCAAAUUCGAAUGCGACGAGACCACUUGCAGAGCAGUCCCCAGUUAGCAUCGCGCCUAUUGGACCUCCACGUGCUCUGCGUAGGAGGGCUCCUGCUCCGGAUCCAGCCCUGGAUCGUAUGUUAGACAUUAUGACAAACAUGUCUGACCGCAUGAACAAUAGAUCAUAUGGCCAAAAUGUAGCAAAAUGUCUGGGGGAACUAAUCGAUAAAGUUCCCCCAAAUCUGCAAGCGGUGGUGCUGUCCUGUACGGCUAGAUACAUCUCGACAUUUAUACCCCCGACAGAAGCUGACGAUUUAUCAGAACCACCACCACCCUAUGGCCCAUAUGCCAAUAAACGGACCGAGCAUGUCCCAGCACCACCCACGACCCAUUUCUCCCCACCACCCGUUACCCUUUGGACAGGACCACAGCUUUCCGACCAACCUCCUCGACCAACACCACCACCGACUUCUGCUCACCAUCCUUUGACCACCACUCUAUCUCAUUUACCUCCUGUGCCAACACCUUCCACUCACACUUCUCUGAAUCCUUUUCCUUAUACACAACCUUCUUCUUACCACCCUCAUUCUCCUUUUCCUCAUCUCUCAACACCACCUGUCACAUACACUAAUCUGCCUCCUACAACACUUUCUUCUUACCACCCACCACCUUCUACUUACCCUGCGACAACGACUACACCUACUUCACAUUACCCACAUCGACCGAGACAAUCGACUUUCCGUAAUGCCCCAACACGAACACCACCACCACCACAAGCAACACCACCUUCCAAUUGGUCAGGGGAAGACAGCACCACCUCCACUUGGCCCCCUUUUGCCCACGCACUGUCGGUCGCCAUGUCACCGCACGGGGAAGAGGACUCCUCCCCAAAUUUACAUCAAUUGUAA
Messenger RNA from Rana temporaria (common frog), 1547 nucleotides. Its product is annotated as extensin-like. The transcript has 2 exons. The record is from RefSeq and is a predicted model, not a curated record. Bases 381 to 1547 code for a protein of 388 amino acids. NCBI's taxonomy places the organism in Eukaryota, Metazoa, Chordata, Amphibia, Anura, Ranidae.